AUGUCAGCGUCGCUAAUAAAUCGUUCGCUGAACAAUAUAAGAAAUGAGUUAGAAUUUUUGAAGGAAUCAAACGUCAUAUCAGGCGAGCUCUUCCAUUUCAUUGACAGCAAUUUGCCUGGAAAAUGGGAUGAAAACUCAAAAUCAGCCAACAAUGCGAGCACAGAGGAGUAUGUGGAGGCUUUGUACGAUUUUGAAGCUCAACAGGAUGGAGACUUGUCCUUGAAAACGGGUGAUAAAAUACAAAUUUUAGAGAAAAUCUCUCUGGAUUGGUAUAAAGGCAAAGCAAACGAUAUGAUCGGCAUAUUUCCCGCGAACUACGUAAAACCUGCUUUUACAAGAUCAACUUCACCCGAUUUUGAAAAAACCCCUUUGAGCUCUAGAGUUUCUCGUCCUAGCGUUCCUCCCCCAUCAUAUGAACCCGCCGUUCCAGAGUACUCUUCACAACAAGUCUCAGCACCUAAUGUCCCUCCGCUGGGUUAUGUGCAAGCACCACCUCUACAACAAAAUCAAGCUCCUUUACCUUAUCCUCCUUCAUUCACUAAUUACUAUCAACAACCACAACAGCAAUAUGCUCCAGCCCCACAACAAGCACAACCACAACAACAAAGUAGCUCAGCUAGUAGUGCAUUCAAAAGUUUCGGUAGCAAAUUGGGAGAUGCCGCUAUAUUCGGUGCUGGUUCCACCAUUGGUAGUGAUAUUAUCAAUAGCAUUUUUUAG
Saccharomyces kudriavzevii IFO 1802 is the source of this 717-nucleotide messenger RNA. It is a transcript of the gene LSB1, whose product is annotated as Lsb1p. The coding region runs from base 1 to 717 and encodes 238 amino acids. The transcript has a single exon. Gene Ontology annotation, cellular component: ESCRT-0 complex. Lineage: Eukaryota; Fungi; Ascomycota; Saccharomycetes; Saccharomycetales; Saccharomycetaceae. Gene Ontology annotation, biological process: protein transport to vacuole involved in ubiquitin-dependent protein catabolic process via the multivesicular body sorting pathway. Gene Ontology annotation, molecular function: protein binding. The record is from RefSeq and is a predicted model, not a curated record.